CAUGUCGCCAAGAUUUCAAGAGACCACGAAGAGCACGAUGGCCUGCGCAGCCAGCAGUCCCCGCCAGCUCGAGCUCGUCGGGAGCCCGCGCAAGCCAGCCAAGAAGAAGCUGCUGCGCGGCCAUGCGCUCAGCAACGCCAAGUACGACUACGUCGAAGAUGCGCUCGAGACGCUCUCGGCCUCGACGGUCACAACGAGCGACGGCGACUGGAGCUCGGGCAAUCGCACGUUGGGCAACACGGGCAGCUUUGCGCUGCAGAUGCCAUUACCCACGACGUCGCCAAAGGUGUUGCACCAGCGCCAGUUUCUGCACUGGGCCGAGCCCCAUGCGCUACCAACGCGAGAGCCAAGCGCCAUGACGCCCGACUGCAAGGUGCUCUUGGACCACCUGAAAGCGGUUCGAGCACGACCUAGCACCGCUGCGCCAUUGAAAGUCACCGUGUUUGAUGCGACUGAGGCCAACCGCUGGACCGAGGCACAGACCGACUUGGCGGCACGAUUGCAUACCGAGAUGAUCCCGCUCGUGCCAGCGCCGAGCCCGACGUCGUACAAGGGCCACGUCGCCAAGCACAAGCGCGUCGAAGAGCUCAUGGGCUGCCCCAAGACGGUUGCGCCAUGGCGCCGCGAUGCAGCGACGUCGGCAUGACGAUGAUGCUCGUCGUCCUUGCUGUUGGUGCGUCUCUCUGAUCGUAGCUGUGGUGUGUAUUUAUGGCCAUGAAAUGAAUGGAUCAUUGUUUUGACGUCGC
Molecule: messenger RNA, 746 nt
Organism: Saprolegnia parasitica CBS 223.65
Lineage: Eukaryota; Oomycota; Saprolegniomycetes; Saprolegniales; Saprolegniaceae
Exons: 1
Source: RefSeq, a predicted model, not a curated record